GCGGAGUCAAGAAGGCAGCGAGCGCUCGGCUACACGGCUCUUGGAGGUCGUCCUCGUCUGGGGAUUUUUUUCUUCCCUUCUGGCCUUUUGGCCAAGAGCCUAGGGGACCGCCGGACAGGGAUGCCGAGUGGGACUGAUGGAGCCUCAAGUGUGGCAGUAUGACGGAAUGUGCCCAAUCACACGUAUCUCUUGCAACCGACAACGUCCUCCAAGACCAUGUUAGCCCUCUGCAGGCGCGAGAAGUCCAAGACUUCGCGUCUCUUGGCGUACCAACAAUGUUCCGCUUUGCGGCGCACGCAAUGGAUAGCUGGUCUCGGCGGCGGAGCGUGGGUCAGAUUUUUUUCUUUUGUUUUUUUUUCUUAUCGGGUCGGGCGCUUUUAUAAAGGCUGGAGAGCCCGUCUUCCUGCUAGAGCUGCGUCAUUGUUCGAGACCUUUUUUUGUCAACCACACCCGACGAGCGAGCCUCUUUCGGGACCCUCCGCUUGCAUAAUCUUUCUUUCUCUAGCCAUUGGGUCUUAGUCCUAGUCUCUACGGGACAAGAUCACAUCUGACGGGGAAAAGAAAAGAAGCAAGGACGUCUCGGACGCGCAAGUAAACGGUAUCUUGCCAUCCCCGACGCCGGCCAGCCUCAAGAACAGCUGCGCUCGGAAGACAACCGACUCCUCUGCCCCGACCUUGAGAUUGCUUGUUCUCGGUCGCUUCUUGAUACCCCCCUUUGUUGUCUCCAUUUUCCUGCCAACCUCCUAGGGCUGUCAGUGAUGCAUCGCAACCAUGCCGACUAAUUACGAGAAACACCCCUUCCUCCUUGGGGUCGACGAGGUUGCCAACUCACUUGGCACCAAUGUCGACUCCGGCCUGACUACCGCCCAGGUCCAGAAGCUGCAGCAGGAGUUUCCUCCCAAUGAGCUGGACGCGGGCGGCGCCAUCCCGUGGUACAGCAUCUUCCUGAAGCAGCUGUUCAACGCCAUGGUCCUGGUCCUGUUCUUUGCCAUGGCUCUGUCAUUUGGUAUCAAGGACUGGAUUGAGGGCGGCGUUUUGGCCGCCGUCAUUGUUCUCAACGUCUCGAUUGGCUUCGUCCAGGAGUACCGCGCCGAGAAGAAGAUGGACGCCCUGCGCGCCCUCUCCUCUCCCAGUGCCACCAUUCUCCGCGAUGGAAAGACCCAGGUUAUUCCCAACGCCGAGGUCGUCCCUGGUGACAUUGUCAUUCUGAAAAUGGGUGAUACUGUUCCCGCGGACCUCCGUCUCUUCGAGGUCAUGAACCUUUCGUGUGACGAGCAGUCCCUUACCGGCGAGUCCAUGCCCGUGGAUAAGAUCAUCGAGAACAACAUCAAGGUCCCCGGAUCCGACAAUAUGGCCACGGCCGACGGCGAGGUCGGCAUUGGCGACCGUGUCAACAUCGCCUACGCCACCACCAUCGUCCGGAAGGGCAGAGGCCGUGGCAUCGUCAUCGAGACGGGCAUGCAGACCGAGGUCGGCAAGAUCGCCGCCUCGACCAAGAAGAAGCCCAAGGCCGGCCGCUCCAUGAACUGGAGGAAGUACGGCAAGCGCCAGCCCCUUAUCGGAGCCCUGAGGCGCAUCUACGACUUCCUCGGCAAGUUCCUGGGUCUCACCGAGGGCACGCCCCUCCAGAAGAAGCUGGCUGCCCUUGCGUACAUCCUGUUCGGUUGCGCCCUGAUCCUCGCUAUCAUCGUGUUCGGCGUCAACCGCUUCCAUGUCCCCCACGAUGUGCUCAUUUACGCCAUCUCGACUGGUAUAGCCAUCAUCCCCGAGUCCCUUGUGGCCGUGCUCACCAUCACCAUGGUGCAGGCCACUCGGGUCAUGCGCAAGGCCAACGUCGUCGUCCGUGAUCUCUCGGCCCUCGAGGCUCUGGGAGGAGUCACCAACAUCUGCUCCGACAAGACGGGCACCCUGACCCAGGGCGCCAUGAUUGUCAAGAAGGUCUGGCUGCCGGCAUCCAAGAUCUACACGGUCCGCGACUCCAUGGAUCCCAGCGACCCCACCGUUGGGUCCGUCACGUACUCGGAGAAGGCGCCCGGCGUCGAGGAGCCCAAGCGCGACUACGACGCCGAGCGCAGCGCCGGCGCCCUCACAUUUGACGUCCCCGACGAGAAGCUGAACCCGACCGAGAAGCCCAAGAAGGCCAACGAGCCCGCGGCCGAGCUCAACGACGAGCUGCGCAUGUUCCUACUGUCCACCGCUCUCUGCAACCUGGCCACCGUCCGCAAGGACCAGGAGAAGGACAAGUGGAUGACCACGGGCGAGCCCACCGAGAUCGCUCUGCAGAUCUUCGCCUGGCGCUUCGAGCGCGGCAAGAAGUCGCUCGAGGCCAAGGGCUGGAAGCAGGUAUCCGAGUUCCCCUUCGACAGCACCAUCAAGCGCAUGAGCGUGGUAUACAACGCGCCCGAGGACAACGACCUGGGCCUCCCCACCGACAACAGCCUCAUCUUCACCAAGGGCGCCGUCGAGCGCGUCAUCGACCUCUGCACGCACAUGGGCCAGGGCGAGGCGCGCGAGGAGAUGACGGACGAGGCCAAGGACCGGAUCCUGGAGCAGAUGGACGACUUCGCCUCGCAGGGCCAGCGCGUGCUCGCCAUCGCGUACCGCUCCUGGGACGGCAUCCACACGCAGCCCGACAAGGCGGCCGAGGCGGCCGACCCGACCAAGAGCGACGACGCCAUCCGCAGCAGCGUCGAGUCGGGCCUGACCCUCCUCGGCCUGGUCGGCAUCUAUGACCCCCCGCGCAAGGAGACCACGCCCGCCAUCCGCGAGUGCUCCAACGCCGGCAUCCGCGUGCACAUGCUUACCGGAGACCACCCCGCCACCGCCGCGGCCAUCGCCAAGGAGGUCGGCAUCCUGCCCUUCAACAUGUCUGUCCUGCCCGCCCACAUCGCCGAGACGUGCGUGCAAAAGGCCACCGACUUUGACAAGCUCACCGACGAGGAGAUCGACGCCAUGGAGGAGCUGCCGCUCGUCAUCGCUCGCUGCGCCCCCGACACCAAGACGCGCAUGAUCGAGGCGCUCCGCCGCCGCAGCGCCUUCAUGGCCAUGACGGGCGACGGCGUCAACGACGCGCCCUCGCUGAGCAACGCCGACGUCGGCAUCGCCAUGGGCUCCGGGUCCGACGUGGCCAAGUCGGCGUCCAAGAUCGUGCUGACCGACGACAAGUUCAACUCCAUCGUGGCCGCCAUCCGCGAGGGCCGGCGCAUGUUUGAGAACAUCCAGAAGUUUGUGCUGCACCUGCUGACCUCCAACGUCGGCGAGGUCAUCCUCCUGAUCGCCGGCCUCGGCUUCCAGGACGAGUCGGGCACGUCCGUCUUCCCCAUCAGCCCGCUGCAGAUCCUGUGGAUCAACAUGCUCACGUCGUCCUUCCCUGCCUUUGGUCUCGGCCGCGAGAAGGCGUCGAACGAGAUCAUGCGCAAGCCGCCGCACUCUACCAAGCGCGGAGUCUUUACCAACCAGAUCAUCGUCGACAUGCUCGUGUACGGCUUCAUCAUGGGUGUGUGCACGCUCAUGACCUUUGUCAUUAUCGUCUAUGGAGUCAACAACGGCGAGCUGGGCGACAACUGCAACACGGCCUACUCGCCGCGGUGCGACGUCGUCUUCCGCGCCCGCGCCGCCGUCUUCGCCGAGCUCACCUGGCUCAUCCUCUUCUCGGCCUGGGAGUUCAAGUCGCUGCGCCGGUCCAUGUUCCGACUGAACCCGGACUCGGACAGCAAGUUCCCCUUCUUCAAGGACGUGUACGAGAACCGCUUCCUGUUCUGGUCCGUCAUCCUGGCCUUCAUCUCCGUCUUCGGCGCCAUCCACAUCCCCGUCGUCAACGAGAACGUGUUCCGCCACAAGGCCAUCGGCUGGGAGUACGGCCUCGCCUUUGGCGGCCUCUUCGUCUUCAUCGUCGGCGUCGAGGCCUGGAAGUUCAUCAAGCGCAAGUUCAACCUGCUCGACGACCACGCCGUCGUGCGCGGGCCCUUCUCUCAGGGCAGCGAGGACCCCGAGGGCCGCUCCUUUGUCAAGACCAUGUCCUUCUCCAGCUUCAAGAGCUGGAGUAAGUCGAGCCUGCGCAGCAGGAGCCGGACCCGGACCCAGGAGAAGAACCGUGACAACUGAAGGGUUGCAGGAAAAAAAAAAAGUUGUUUGGGACUGCUUCGAGUUUUGAUUUGCGUUGUUCGAUUUUCAUAAUGGCGGACGACAUGUGCCAACCUGCCUUUCUGGUCGCUUUUCUCUCCCUCAACCCUUUCGCUUCGCCUCUGUCAUUUGAUAUGAUAACAUGAAUGAUGACUGGUGUCGAGGACCGAUUGGAGGACGGGGCAAGGGAAGGGGACCGGAGGGCGGGGUUGCUGGAACAAAUAUCGGCAAGACCAUCUCGCAGGUUUUAGCUGUCGUAUUUUCUCCGUCUUUCUGUGCAAAACAAAAACAUGAUAUCGGCCUAUGCGAGGGCACAGUCUGCUGUUGACCCCCGCCCGCAUAGACUUUGGCUUGCGUUCUGAUUUUCAUUUUCACUGUUUUGUUGCAUAUACCUCUUGCCUGUGUAGUCCUGCUCUUAUUGGACCUGUGAGGAGAAAUCGCCAAGUUGUGUAUCGAGUUGGCAGAUAUGGAAGAGCCGCAUUGUUCUAGCGGCGUCGGAUGAUGGUUGUAUUUAUCAGCAUACCCUAUAAGAGGAUCAUCAAGCUCAUGGCCUGAAUUUUAUAUUGUCUCUGUUGUUGGAGAUAACGCAUCAUUAUUGACGAAAUGUCCCCC
Gaeumannomyces tritici R3-111a-1 is the source of this 4734-nucleotide messenger RNA. RefSeq lists its product as hypothetical. The transcript has 3 exons. The coding region runs from base 772 to 4104 and encodes 1110 amino acids. Gene Ontology annotation, molecular function: ATP hydrolysis activity; ATP binding; P-type calcium transporter activity. Gene Ontology annotation, cellular component: plasma membrane. Gene Ontology annotation, biological process: intracellular calcium ion homeostasis; calcium ion transmembrane transport. Lineage: Eukaryota; Fungi; Ascomycota; Sordariomycetes; Magnaporthales; Magnaporthaceae. The record is from RefSeq and is a predicted model, not a curated record.